Messenger RNA from Nicotiana tabacum (common tobacco), 1293 nucleotides. Lineage: Eukaryota; Viridiplantae; Streptophyta; Magnoliopsida; Solanales; Solanaceae. The record is from RefSeq and is a predicted model, not a curated record.
GCAGUUCUGUCCAACCAGAAGCAAAGCCUCAAAAGGGCACAGGAAAAGAGGUUGGGUAAAGCUAGAGAGUGCUUUAGUUUAAACUCGUCAUUAAACAUCACAAAAACAUGGCUUCUAAACCAGGCAUUCUAACAGAAUGGCCAUGGACAUGGCUUGGGAACUUCAAGUACGUGGUUUUGGCACCAUAUGUGACUCACAGCUUAAACUCAUUCUUCAUGAGCGAAGAUGAAAGCAAGAGGGAUAUGACAUACUUAAUUAUAUUCCCAUUUCUACUCUUCCGAAUGCUUCACAAUCAGAUAUGGAUAUCCGUAUCUCGCUACAGAACUGCCAAGGGCGAUAACCGAAUUGUUGACAAGACCAUUGAAUUUGAUCAAAUUGACAGAGAAAGAAACUGGGAUGAUCAAAUCAUACUUAACGGAUUGUUGUUCUAUUACGGAUACACAAAGCUGGAGCAGUCUCAUCACAUGCCUAUUUGGAGGACGGAUGGGAUCAUUAUGACAGCUUUGCUCCAUAUUGGUCCAGUUGAAUUUCUCUACUACUGGCUUCACAGAGCUUUACACCACCAUUACCUUUAUUCUCGAUAUCAUUCUCAUCAUCAUUCCUCCGUUGCGACUGAACCCAUUACUUCUGUGAUUCAUCCAUUUGCAGAGCAUAUAGCAUACUUCUUGCUAUUUGCCAUACCACUUCUCACAACUGUGCUAACUGGGACUGCUUCAAUAGUUUCAUUUGGUGGAUAUAUUACUUAUAUUGAUUUUAUGAACAACAUGGGCCAUUGCAACUUUGAGAUAAUUCCAAAAUGGAUGUUCUCCAGCUUCCCCCCUCUCAAAUACUUGAUGUAUACACCCUCAAUUGGCUUCCAAGAAGAGUGAUGAGCGCGUGGCGAGUAGCUGGAAUAUUGCACGCGCUGGAAGGCUGGAAUGAGCAUGAGUGUGGGAACAUGAUGUUUGAUAUUGAGAAAGUCUGGAAAGCAAGUCUUGAUCACGGUUUUAGCCCAUUGACUACGGCUUCUGCUUCUGAAUCCAAGGCUUGAGUUAGACAUUUGUGUUGUAAUUUCUAGCUUGAGUGUGGUGGCAUAUGAGCUUAUAAUUAAAAUGCAUACUAUAUAAAGUAUCAACUUGAUGUCAAAUCUUGUUGUUCCUAUUGUGUAAGACCUUUUUCAGGGUUUUUAUUUUUAUUUUUUAAAUUAUCAAUUUCGUUCUCCGGAUCGGACGUAGGAGUACUGUAUUACGUGAUCUAUUACAUAUAUAAGAUCAAUCUUUCAAAGAAAUAUAAAGAAAUGAGUGGUUGAUGAAA